GGAUUCUCUCUCUCUGCGUAAAAGCAAAACCCCGUGGAUCAUUCUUUACAAAUCAGAUUGUUUUAGAGAGAGAAACUGCAUUUUUUUAGUGAGAGAAACUACUGACAUUGUUAUGGGAGGUGGAGGCGGUUCAAUCGGAGGAGCGAUUGUGCCGUCGGUGAAGUCCGGACUGCCUGCACCGUCAUCGGAACUACCAGCUCCUGCUCCGAUUCCGCCACCACCGGUAUAUCAGCUACAUCCGCCGCAAGUUCCGGCGUCUGAUCGCGCGGUGGUGGAGGCGGAGGUUAGGGAGGAUGAUCGAGAGGCGGAGGAAACGGAUAAAGAUUUGCUGUGUCCGAUAUGCAUGCAGAUAAUCAAGGAUGCCUUUUUGACAUCAUGUGGUCAUAGUUUCUGUUACUUGUGCAUUGUGACACAUCUUCAGAACAAGAGCGACUGUCCUUCUUGCGCAAGUUAUCUCACCACUAAUCAGAUUUUUCCUAAUUUUUUGCUUAAUAAGCUAUUAAUCAAAGCUUCAGCAAGCCAUAUAGCCAAACAUGCUUCUCCUACUGAACAGCUUCGUCAAGCACUUCAACAGGGAUGCAAUGUUUCAGUCAAGGAGGUGGACAUCCUCUUGGUUCUUCUUGCUGAAAAGAAAAGAAAAAUGGAGCAAGAAGAAGCCGAGACAAAUCUGCAAAUUAUGCGCGAAUUUUUGCAUUGCUUACGAAAGCAAAAGCUUGAAGAGCUAAACGAGAUACAAAAUGAUCUUCAGUACAUUAAAGAAGACAUAAAUGCUGUGGAGAGACAAAGAGUAGAGCUGUAUAGAGCACGAGAAAGAUACUCAGUAAAACUAAGGAUGCUUUCUGAUGAUCCUAAUGUAAGAUCAUCAUGGCCUUCAUUGAUGGACAAACGUAACAGCAGCAAUAUGUCUAUUGGAAAGAGUGUUAAAGGAGGCCAAUUUUGGUUGGGUGGAGGUGCUUCACAAAGUAGGGCAGCUGCUGCUGAUGUGGAAGCUCCUCCUAUAACCUCUCAACCACUUCAAAGAAAGGAUGCUGGCAGUGGGGCAGAUUCACAGAAUACUACUCAACCAGGAGUAGCUGUAGCAAGAAAGAGGCGUGUUCAUGCACAGUUCAACGACUUGCAAGAGUGUUACUUGCACAAACGGAGAUAUUGGGCAAAACAUGGUCAGAAGCAGGAAGAAAAGGAUUCUAAUCAUGUACAAAGAGAAGGUUAUCAUCAUCAUCAUCCAGGACUUAAGGAUUUUCAAUCUGUGCUUUCUUCUUUUACACGAUACAGUCGGUUACGGGUUGUUGCUGAACUUAGGCAUGGGGAUCUUUUCCAUUCAGCCAAUAUCGUAUCAAGUAUAGAGUUCGAUCGAGACGAUGAAUUUUUUGCUACUGCUGGAGUCUCACGACGUAUCAAGGUUUUCGAUUUUGCUUCUGUGGUGAAUGAACAAGAAGAAAUGCAGUGUCCUAUAGUGGAAAUGUCAACGCGUUCCAAACUUAGUUGUUUGAGCUGGAAUAAGUACACUAAAAGCCAUAUAGCAAGUAGUGAUUAUGAGGGCAUUGUGACUGUAUGGGAUGUAAAUACUCGCCAGAGUAUUAUGGAGUAUGAGGAGCAUGAGAAACGAGCAUGGAGCGUUGAUUUCUCACGCACCGAACCUACAAUGCUAGUUUCCGGAAGUGAUGACUGCAAGGUAAAGAUUUGGUGUACAAAACAAGAAGCAUCUGCCCUUAACAUUGACAUGAAAGCAAAUAUCUGUUCAGUCAAGUACAAUCCCGGAUCUAGUUUUCAUAUCGCAGUAGGUUCAGCAGAUCACCACAUCCACUAUUACGACUUGAGAAACAUAAGUCAACCGUUACACGUAUUCAGUGGCCACCGAAAAGCCGUUUCAUACGUAAAAUUCGUCUCCAACACCGAGCUCGCUUCUGCCUCUACAGACAACACUUUACGUUUAUGGGACGUCAAACAAAACAUCCCAUUAAGAACGUUUAGAGGACACACGAACGAGAAGAAUUUUGUUGGCCUAACUGUGAGUAAUGAUUACAUAGCUUGUGGCAGUGAGACUAAUGAAGUUUUUGUGUACCACAAGGAUAUUUCGAGGCCUGCAGCAUGGCAUAGGUUUAGUUCUGAGACAAAUGAAGGUGGGGGAGAUGACCCUGGAUCAUAUUUCAUUAGUGCUGUGUGUUGGAAAACUGAUAGUCCAACUAUGUUGACAGCAAAUAGUCAAGGGACAAUCAAGGUUCUUGUCCUUGCUGCGUAGUGUGUAAAUAUAUAUAUAAAAAACACUAAACCCGAUUUUUACUCAGAGUCCUGAUGCUUCAGACACCAAAACACCUCCAACAAAGUAAAUCUGUAUUCACCCACAAAAAUAGAGAGAUGUUAGGACUGAUUUGAUUAAUUAAUUGUGAUGUAGUAACAGAAGCUUUGAUUAUAUAUAUAUUAAAGAGUAAACGAUAA
Molecule: messenger RNA, 2436 nt
Organism: Lactuca sativa (garden lettuce)
Lineage: Eukaryota; Viridiplantae; Streptophyta; Magnoliopsida; Asterales; Asteraceae
Product: E3 ubiquitin-protein ligase COP1
Biological process (GO): proteasome-mediated ubiquitin-dependent protein catabolic process
Molecular function (GO): protein binding; ubiquitin protein ligase activity
Source: RefSeq, a predicted model, not a curated record